AACUCUAAAACAAAACAGUAAUGAAAACACCUUUUACCCCAAAACAAGAAAUAAAAAAAUGGUCGUGUUACCAUAAUACCUUGUCCUGCAGCCACUUGCACCAGAUGGAAUUCGAGAGUGACUUUUCACGUUCCUCAGAGUACACAAGUCAAACCGUACCUUUCUCCAGGCAGAUUGUAGUCGACAGCGAUGCAUUAAAGGUGUGGAAACUGUAUGAUGCUGGACCCAGGAGUGUCCGGUGUCCUCUCGUGUGUCUACCUCCUGUAUGUGGAACAGCUGACUGCUUUUACAAACAAAUUUCUCCUUACUGCAUCGGCUAUAGAGUCAUAUCGAUAGAGUAUCCCUCCUACUGGACUGUUGCUGAAUGGUGUGAGGGUUUCAGACGACUCCUAGAUAUUCUUGAGAUUGACCGUGCACACUUAUUAGGGGCCUCACUCGGUGGAUUUUUGGGUCAGAAGUUUGCCGAGAGCACGUUCAACUGUCCUCGGGUUGCUUCUCUUAUCCUCUGUAACUCCUUCAAUGACACCAAGAUAUUUAAAUAUGCUGAGUCGUCUACAGUUUUCUGGAUGUUGCCAGCCACACUGUUGAAGAAGAUUAUUAUUGGACGGUUUCCCAGAAAACUGAUGGAUUCAAAUAUUGCCAACUCUAUAGACUUCAUGGUAGAAAGAUUGGAAACCCUACAUCAGAGUGAGCUGGCAUCAAGACUCACUCUCAACUGUUCACCGGAUUAUGUACAGCCACAUAAAGUGCAGGUCGAAGUGACAGUCCUGGAUGUUUUUGAUGAAUCGGCCUUAUCACAUACAGUAAAGGAGGAAAUGUACAAAUGCUACCCAGCGGCUAAAUUAGCUCACCUCAAGACAGGUGGCAACUUCCCAUUUCUGGCCAAGGCAGAGGAUGUUAAUAUUUACAUCCAGGUUCACCUUCGAAAAUAUGAGGGGAGCCACCUGAGUGCCUCAGACUCUGGGACUUGUUGAGCGAUAGCAUAAGUUUAUGUAUUAUGUUAAGAACAAAGAAAAACAUUCCCAACUUACAAUAAUUGAGGUUGAUAUUUCCCCCUUUUCAAAAUUUUCUGAGAAAUAAAUUAUAUAUUUUACCCUCUUCAAAUUGUUUUUAUACUGUAUUAAAAAUUACCAUUGAUGUAAGUGUUGCUUGUUGAUUUAGUUCACUUUUAUGUGUUCAAAUAUAAUGAAUUUUUUACAUAUUUUUACACUGUAAAUUAUAUAUUAUUAUAAGCAUUAAGAUAUUGUUGUGUGUUUCAUGGUAAUGGGAUAAUAAUAUUGUAUCACAAAUCAUGAGACAAAUAGGAAUAUCAUUGCUGUUCUCGUGUUAUCAUUUGUGCACAAAAGGCAGUGCAGUAGGUAUCUUGUUAAGGUUUGAAGAAAAUAUUAAUACCUGUACAGAACUUUACCAGUUUGAAUACAGGAGACUUUUAACUUCUCAGAAUGCUCCACCGAGUCAUGGACCGAUCUAUAAUAAUGCAACCUUUUAAAAGUUGGUAAAUAUUUGACAUCACAACAAACCCAGUGCUGGUAAUAAGUGCUGUACAGUAUUGUAUUAUGUUCUGCUGCUGCCUGCAAUUCAUGAAGCAUUUGUGGAGUAAUAAACUAAAACAAACACCUUAUGUGUAAGGAUAUUUGUAUUCUCAUAUCAAAAUAAAAAUCAACACAUUC
Messenger RNA from Homarus americanus (American lobster), 1670 nucleotides. Its product is annotated as maspardin-like. NCBI's taxonomy places the organism in Eukaryota, Metazoa, Arthropoda, Malacostraca, Decapoda, Nephropidae. The record is from RefSeq and is a predicted model, not a curated record.